CUGACCCCAUUUAGGGAACAUGGUAAGACGUGUCAUUGCAGAUCAAAUAAGCAAAACCCCAACCAACCGGUAAGCCAGGUCAGAAGCUGUGGUGCCUUGCAACCUGAUGCUAGAAUGUCACAGUCAGAGCUGGAGUUGCAUCGUUCUAUGAUGCUUCGAGAAGAAAAGAGCCUCUUCGCCUCAGCCGGCGGCAGCCGGCCCACCGACGCAAUUAUGGCUGCACUUCUUCUCUCAGCUCAUAGCCCACCUAGAGGGAAGCCCAGGGUGGUUAGGAUGCUAUGUCCCAAGAAGGUGAAGUUCCAUGCAGGAAGGCUAGUCAGAAGGAGUGCCUCAGGAUCGCUCAGCCAAUUCGUAUUUUGCUUGGUCUCAACUUUUCGGCGUUAA
This is a messenger RNA of Blastomyces dermatitidis ER-3, 384 nucleotides long. RefSeq lists its product as uncharacterized. The transcript has 2 exons. Lineage: Eukaryota; Fungi; Ascomycota; Eurotiomycetes; Onygenales; Ajellomycetaceae. The record is from RefSeq and is a predicted model, not a curated record.